GGAGAAGAACUAGGAAACCCCAUGUGGUCUCGCCGUACCUAAUCAAACCAGGGAGUCUUACAUAUUUUACUAGUGACUUGAGCUCGAUGGGUCUUCUUCAUUCCGGCAGUGAAGUCGAAGCGAAAGAUCUAUCGAUCCAUCAUCAUCAUCACAAAAAAAUGGCUCAGUCAGUGAAACCUAUCUCGAGCCCCGUCCCAGACGCCUGGUACCCAACCCUAGCUGUUUUCAUGCUCGCAAUUGGGCUUGUUGUCACCGCUUCCUUCUUCAUCUAUGAAGCAACCUCUUCGAGGAAAAAUCGCUGCCUGGCAAAGGAGCUGACAACAGGAGCAGUUGCAUCUGUCUUUCUGGGUUUCGGAUCCUUGUUCUUACUCAUUGCUAGCGGUGUUUAUGUUUGAUUUCUGCGUAUUGAACCAGAUGAAAUUCGGUCAACGUUUGAGUCGUUUGCAUGAAGGAUGAUAUUUUUGACAAUAUUAGUUAAAAGUGCUCGAGGCUUAAAUUGAGGAUAACCUUUGUUAGUUUCACAUCACAAGCUUGUUUUUGUUGUAGCGGCUGAUAAUGACAAUGAAUUGUUGGAUUUUUUUCACCGAAUAACUUAAUUUGAAACCCCUCUCUCUCUCUCUCUC
This is a messenger RNA of Camellia sinensis, 623 nucleotides long. RefSeq lists its product as uncharacterized. The record is from RefSeq and is a predicted model, not a curated record. Lineage: Eukaryota; Viridiplantae; Streptophyta; Magnoliopsida; Ericales; Theaceae. Gene Ontology annotation, cellular component: oligosaccharyltransferase complex.